This is a messenger RNA of Asparagus officinalis (garden asparagus), 895 nucleotides long. Its product is annotated as myb-related protein Myb4-like. Bases 47 to 715 code for a protein of 222 amino acids. The transcript has 3 exons. The record is from RefSeq and is a predicted model, not a curated record. NCBI's taxonomy places the organism in Eukaryota, Viridiplantae, Streptophyta, Magnoliopsida, Asparagales, Asparagaceae.
AAGAAGAAAAUUUACAGGACAGAAACAAUACCAAAAACAGAAGAAAAUGGUGAGAGCUCCUUGCUGCGAGAAAAUGGGCCUAAAGAAAGGUCCAUGGACUCAUGAAGAGGAUCUGGUACUGAUCUCCUACAUACAGAGAUAUGGCCAUGGCAAUUGGAGAGCUCUCCCUAAACAAGCUGGUUUGUUGAGAUGCGGGAAGAGCUGCAGAUUGAGGUGGAUUAAUUAUUUGAGGCCUGAUAUUAAGAGAGGGAACUUUAGCAAAGAAGAAGAGGAGACCAUCAUUAGCUUGCAUGAAAUGCUUGGCAACAGAUGGUCUGCAAUCGCUGCAAAAUUACCAGGAAGAACAGACAACGAGAUCAAGAACGUUUGGCAUACGCACUUAAAGAAGCGGGUCAAGAACACGAAUCCAACAAUUCAAAAUUCGAGAAGGAAGAAGAUAAAACCAAAUCCUGAAGAAUCUCCUGAGAGUUCUUACAGUGAUUUAUCAAUUGUUACGAGAGAUAGCAUUAAUGAGUCUACUAAGGAGGAGAAUUCGUUUGAAGGGUUUCCGGAGAUUGAUGAGAGCUUUUGGGCAGAUACAUUGUCUUUGAAUAAUAGCAAGGACUUUGGUUUAAGUGAUGGUCUUGAAAAGUUGAAUGACAAUGGGGAGGAUAUGAGUUAUUGGUUGAAGGUGUUCAUGGAGUCUGAAGGUUCUUUGGAAUUGCCUGAUAUCUAGCUCAUAUAUUAUGAAAUAUUUUUUAGUAUCUUUCUUUUUUUUCUUUUUUUUUUAAGCGUUGAGGGGGUUCUGAGGGAUUAGAGUAAACUAACACUCCAGCAAAUUGAUUGUACUUCAAAAGAGAAGGCUAAUUUUGUUGUAUUUAGAUUUCUUCAAAUCAUGUAAUGAGCUUUUUUAUGA